AUGGAGGUCGAUACCGAAAAAGUUCAUAAAGAGCAGGUAAAAGAACUAAAAGGUACGGUUAGAAUCAAAUUUUAAUCUUUUUUAGGAUGCCAAACUUCUAGAAGAAGACGAGGCUGAUCCUAAAAUUGAAACUGUUGCAAAUGAGGUUGCAGAAGCCUACUUUCAUGAAAAAUCGAAAUUUAAAUUGCAGCAAGUACAGAGCGAGCAAGAAGGGUCUAAUGUUCAAAAGGUAAUUGUAAUUUAUAUUCAUUUUUUUCAUGAAUAUUUAGGAAACGGAAGUCGAAUUUGGUCCGGUGAAGAAAUCGUCUCCUUUUCUGCCUUCUGACCAGCAUUCCUAUGGUCUUUUGGCUCGCGACAACGGAAUUGAGAAUAUUUGGCACCUUGUAAGUUUGAAUAAUCUAGGAAAAUGAUCUUGGUGUGAAAUUUUUCAGAUUAAAGACUUCCAAGAGCCGAAAGACAUGAUUUAUGCGGUUUUCGACGAUUCUCUGGGAAAUUUCGUGAUCCAAAACGAAAAGCUCAACGAUUAUUUUGGGAGAAAUUUGUGGAAAUUGAAGGAAAAGAUGCAGUUUUACAUGGCCCAUCAUUUGAAGUGGGAAAAGUCCUGUUUCAUGAUAAUAUUAUGAAAAAACCUUUGAAGAUCCUCCGCAGAACGUCUUCUGAAGAUGGAGGAGACGUUGGCCUUGGAAGACUUGGAGAAUUUCAGAAUCGAGGUCAUGAAUUUCCUGGGAAAUUCUGAAGGAGAGGCGACGAUUCUCUGCAAAUGGGUACAAAAAUAUAUUUAAAUUCAAAAAAGGUUCAUCAUUUUCAGGGAAAACUGCCUUCGGACUUGACAAAAGACCAAAAAGUUGAGGAUUUCAUGCGAUCCGUUGGGAACUGUCAGUUUCAUUUUUAGAAGUUCAAAACAUUCAAAAAAUCAAAUUUCAACCAAUUUUCGUAUUUUUCAGUCUAUUUCGAUCCUGAAGACUUGAUGACUCACCAUGGGAUUUUGAGAAAAGAACCGAUUAUUUUCGAAAAAGAGAUCCUCGAGGCUCUUUUCAUGUUCACCCAGCGAGUCGUCCUCCAGUUGUUGAGGUGAAGCCUUGAAAAAAAUUCAAUAUAAAUUUCGAAAUUGUUCAGAAUUGCUUUGAAUGUUCGAUUUUUUAACGAUGGACAUCCGAAAAUAACUUAUGAUGGAAAUAUCAAAAUCGAGGAGCCUAUUUUAGGAAACAUCGAGGUUUUUUUUUUCGCUCUGAAAAAAAAUGAUCGCAAUUUUGAGGCUUUCCUGAAACGCGACAAAAUCACGUACAGGAUGGUUCUGCCCAAAGACGAAAAUCCGAAUAUUUGGCACCUUGUGGGGAUUUCCGACUUGUUUCAUCUAUUUUUGUGGUUUUUUUAGAUUGAGGACUUCAAAUCGCCCGACGAAAUGGUUCGGGCCGUUUUUCCGAGUCACAUUUAUGAGGAAGUCGUCGCGAAUAUCGGCGUCCAUUUCAAAGUGUUCAAGGCGCUUCAAUCUUUGCGAUCUCGCAUGAGCUUCAUAGUCAAGACGAGGCUAAAGUUUGAUACAGUCUGUGAGCCACGACUUGAAAAUUUCACGGAACGACAUUCCGCUGUUCCGCUGCGUGCGUUCGCGAAGCGUCUUUCGAAAUUAGGUCACCCUUUUCAGUUGAUUGUUAUUGCUGUGGGAGCACAUGAAAGUAGAGUACCUUAAUAAAAGAAAAUUAAAAGCGCGGCCAAGAUUCGCAAAAACGCACAGCGGAAUGUCGUUCCGUGAAAUUUCAAGCCGUGGCACAUAGACUAUAUUUUUUCCUUUUUUGUUUUAGGAAAUAUUUUCUAAGACGUAAAAACGGCUUUUCGCCUCAAGACCUAUCCGAACUUAUCUACAGUGCCGUCAGAAAAGAUAAAAGUUUUUUGCUCAUAAGUUUCUUGUAUGAAGCUAAAUCCGCAUAAACUCUCUAUAGCGGGUUCACGGCAGGCUAGAACCAUCGAAAAAAGGGUCUUGACACGACAAGAAAAGAUACAGUGUCUGGUUGGUGGAGAGCGCAGACACGCCUUUUUCCCUUGAAAAGGCAUAAAAGUUGCGUUUUUUUGCCAAUUUAAAUUCCCUCAGAGUGUUACAAGUAACAGUCAUCCCAACUCUAAUAGAUUUCAGAAAGAUUUUUAAAAAAAGUUGUGAUCAAAUUUCUUCUGACGAAACUGUAUUUUUUUAAAAAUUAAGCAAAAAAAAUCUUGAAAAAAAUUCAAUUUUUUUUCCAGCGCAAUCCUCGAAUCAGUUUUUAACGGAACACCGAUAAUCAAUGAUAUUUUGCCGAUUUUGCAACAAAUGGCGGAUUUUUUAACGGGUCCUAAUCCCGAACAGGGUCUCGUCGUCAAGUCUUGGGUUAGUUUUGAGUUCAAGAGAAAUUAAUAAUCCUUGAAAUUCACAGUUCUCACUAUUGAAACCCCUGGAAGGAGCAAAUGUUACCACUUCUGUUUGUGAAACUACGCCGAUGGGUGAAAUAAUGAUAUAAUAUUUUAUAAUAUAAAAAAAUAAAUUUUAGAAUCGAUUCUAAAAGAGUUGGAAACGUUCAAGGCGCCGUAUCCACUGCGACAGAAAAUCCUUCUCUGCCAAUAUUAUUUUUGCCAACGACUUUCGUUGCAAUUUAUUAGGUUUUUUCCAUUCUUGUUGUUCGAAAAGACGCUUAAAAAACCUCUUCAAAUUUUCUGACUCAUCUCAAAAUAUCUUAGUUCCGUUGCGUAAGUGAAAGCGCGCUCUAAGGCUAAUUUUUAUUAGAAACAUCAGGCUUGUGCGCCAAAAGCUAUGGACCUCAUUUUUAAGGAAAAGCUUGCGCGGAUUCGGGCCAGGCCUCGAAAAAAAAAGUUUUCACGGAAGAGUUAUUUUUUUACAUAUAUUCUGUUGUGUUAUAAGUAUGAGCAAAAAGUAUGAUUUUUUUAUCGUAAAAAAAGCUGGAUAUUCGACUUGAACUCCUUGGCCUCCUGAGGACCGGGUCGGGUUAAGAAAAAUGACCGUGAAGCGGGGGAUAGGCAGCCUGAUGGGCCGGUUCUUGGAAAAAUCCUACUCACAUCGGUAACGCUGUUUCGGGGCGAUUCUAGGGUUCACUUAAGGGUGUUGACGCUUCUAAAAUGGUCACUAGAAACGCCCCGGCACGUCCAAUUAGCCUUAGCAAGGUCCGCGAGUCCUGGCGCCUCUGUGACGCGGAUCGGGCAGGUUUCGGAGAUUUUCUAGGGAUCACUUCAGGGUGCUGACGCCGCCAAAGCGGUAUAGACCGUUCAUAAUUUGAAUUUAAAAAAAGAAUGACGUCAUUCGAAAACGCUCUGUGGAUGGCUCGCUCUCUGAUUGGUUUAUCGGGUGAUAAGGGGCGGAGCUUAAGCGAGGACUUGACAUUUGAAAUCUGAGCAGACUAUAGAAAUGUUCACGUUAGCGAGAACCGAGUUGUCUGCUUCCAAUUUAAAAAAAACUUGGCACAUUUCCAGGCUCACAACGGGUGUCCAGAUUAAAGACGGCAAAAUUUGGCGAUUUUAUUGGCUCGGAAUGAAUGGAAGACCUCGGUCGAAGUCGAAAGAAACGGAAAGAAAGAGGAAAAUCGACGAAGAAUCGUCACCCCCGGCGCCGAAAAUCGCACGGGAAAAUCAUAAAGUCACAAAAAAGGCCAUAAAUUCGAAAAACGAUUCUUCCCAACAUGUUAGUUUUGUCGAAAACGGUUUCAAGCUCCGACUUUUAGGAAAAGAUUUCCGCCAAUUACACCCCAAUGCCUACUUCUGCAAGGAUUUUCGAUGGGCUUUCUAAGAACGUGAAUAUUUCAGUUUUUCUGAAUAAAAAUUAUUAAAUUUAAGGCUAAUCCCUCAAUGAAUCAAGGCUGUGGCGCGGAUUCCGAAGACAACAACCUCGUGAUGAAAAAUCGACAGGAGUCUAUCGAAAAAGUGAGACAGAUUUUUUUAAAAUUCUUUUUUUUUUGAGCUUUUAUUUUCUCUAGGAACAGACUUUUUCCGAAUUUCACUCCAAUGCCAACGUCGACAAGGAUCCUCGACUCAAUUUUUCAAGAAUUCAACUCAAAAAAAUUAAGUGUUUUUCUUUAUUAAAUUGAAUUAUUAGGCGUUUUUUUAUUACGACUUUUUUUGUAGAAUCUCAAAAAGGUUCCGCCUCCGCUAGAGGUGAAAAUUGGUUUCAUAAAUUCGAAUAUCAUAAAUUCGAAUAUUUGUGGAAUUUUUAAAACGAAAUGAAUAUUUUCAGGCAGCCGACCAGCCAAAGAAGAAAAAUUAUCCCAAUCAGAUACAAUAAUGAUAACGAGCAGGUUUUUUUGAAAUCCGAAAAAAAGUUCCAUUUGAUUUUCAGGUCUCAACGAGUUCGACAGGGAUCUUUGGUUGAAGAUGUAAUUUUGUCUAUUUUUUUAUUAAUGUUGAUAGAAAGAGUUUUGUAAAAAUUGCAGUUUCAGAUGUUUCAUGUUUUGAGGGCUAUCAAAAAAAUGUUAUAGUACAUUUUUUUACUGACUAGGGAAAUUUUUUUAACUCCCUGUUUCAUCAGAAGCUCAAAAAAAGGGGGGUGAUAACGUGAAAAGUUCAAAAAAAGGGGGGGGUAAGGAAAGACAAAAAAAGUUCAAAGGGGGGUUUGUUCCCUAGUGAAUUUUGAAUUCAGGAGUCUCCGGCCAAACCGAAAAAGGACCCCCAAUUGGAGGAAAUUCGAUCCCAAAUGCAUCAAAAGUUCAACGUUUUAAAGUAUCAAAUCUUCCAUUUCGAUACUUCGAUUUCUUUUUCAGGAAUACGAUAGAGAACUAUCAAAGAGACGCGAAAAAUCGGCAAAACACGACAAAGAAGGAGAUGGAGAACAAUCUCAAAACCAUGAUGAAGACGGUCACCGAUAAUAUGGCUCAAAUGCAGUUGGUUUUUUUGGCAAAAAAAUAUUCAAGUAAAAAUAUUCUUUUUUUGAAGCUGGAGAAGCUCUUAGAGGGCUUUCAGGACGUUUAGACUUUUAAAAAAAAGUAAGUUAGCGAUGAGGAAAAACAUCAAGAGGGAAAUUCUAAAUGUUCAUUUCCGAAAAGUUCCAGGAUUUUUGCAGAAUAAAAAUAAUGGAAGGUUAAAAUUCUCAAUGAUACGAUUUUUUUGUCGUAUAUGGCCUUGAAACCAUGUAAAGAUGGCCAAAAUGUUAGUUCCAAUUUCAAAAAACUUGUUUUUAAUUUCAGCCUGAGCUUGUUAAUUUUGGUUUUUAAAUCCCAUUUUGAAACGUCAACUUUCAAGCCUAUUUUCCUCAAAAAACACUGCAAUAAAAAGCGAAUUUUGAAUCAAGGCUGAUUUUUCAAUUUUUCAUAGAGUUCUCAAUGGAAUUUUCGGUUGCUUAUACCUUGUAGAGUCACGGCUGGCUUGAGCCAUCGAAAAAUGAGUCCUGACACGGUAAAAAAAGAUAGAGUGCUUGGUUGGUGGAGAGCGCAGACAGGACACGCCCCUUAGCGUCUCAAGCUAGCCGUGAAUCCGCUGUAUAAGAGUUUUCCCAAGGACUCUUAGCUAUGAGGAAAAAAUAAAAUAAAAUUAAACCCAAAAGUACUAUGGAAAGCGAUGAAAGAAGAACUUUUCAAAAUUCCAACGUUCAACAGAAAAAACAUGGAGAAGAGCAUGAGCAAGAUGCUGGCCAGCGAGUUGAAAGCUCAUCGGCAAAACGAAGAGCGCAACUCGGUCGAAAUGCAAAAGGCAAAAGCCGAACUGAAGAAGAGAGACGAGGAAAUUUACGAACUCAAGGCCGAACUCGCCGGAACACGGGAAUCGCUUCUCGAAGCUCGUCAGGACUUGAACAAGCUCAGGCAAGGUCAAAACAAAAGGAGGAAACAGGCCAAAAAGGUAAACGAAAUCGGAAAUAAUAUAACCUUUCUCGUCGGUUUCCAGGCCUUUGAAGUGGAACCGGAGAACUUCUAUCAACCUGUUAGCCAGUGGGAACCGAGGUUUGAGAAAUAGAGAAAAAAAAUAGAAGAUUUAAUUUUAGAAGAAUUUUGCCGGCCACUCAAGCUCACGAGGUUUCAGUGGACAUAAAACCGGACCAGGUAAAAAGAGGCUUCAAAAAGCGUCAGAAGAAAAUCUACCACUCUAAAAAGUCUAUACGAAAAGCUAGAUAGCAUGGGAAACGCAGAGAGAUUAGAGAUUGAGAGAUAUUCGCGUCUCGGCGGCUAGAGAGCGUGAAAAACGCAGAGAGAUUAGAGAUUGAGAGAGAUUCGCGUCUCCGCGGCUUUAACGCUCUUUCGAUUAUCCUACUCUUUUACUUUUUGAAAAAUUUUACGAUUUUUUCUUUUCCAAAAAAAGGAUAAUUUUCUAGGCGAGAAAACGCAGGAACCGUAGAGAAAGUAGAGAAUUAGAGAUUCACGUUCAAUUUCUAGAAAUCAGGUUUUCGAUUCAAUUCUUUUUACUACCCAAAUGAUUGACUAAUGACGUCAUAAGUGAUUGAGCGUGUGAAUCGCAGAGACGCCAAGAAAAUGAAAUGUCUGCGUCUUUUUGAUUUCCGAGCUCUCUUGUUCGCCAAGACGGAGUUUCGAUCAUUAAUUCGAAAAAACUUCUCUUCUCCGACAAAAAUGGUUUGAUGACAGCGAGAGAGCGCGAGAAAUUAAGAGACACUAGAGAAAAAAAAAUGCGUCUCUCGCUCUCUCUUCCUCACACGAUAAUGAAACUACCAAAAACUACGAUAUUAAAAGGAUUAAUUAUUUCUCAGUUAUCAUCAAAAUUGUCUCAGGAAUCCAUUCUGCUCGAUGAAGACCUGCUUCAUCAUCGCGGCGUCUACUUCUCUGAGCAUUAA
Messenger RNA from Caenorhabditis auriculariae, 6745 nucleotides. NCBI's taxonomy places the organism in Eukaryota, Metazoa, Nematoda, Chromadorea, Rhabditida, Rhabditidae. The record is from the annotation of a GenBank genome assembly.